Messenger RNA from Stylophora pistillata, 4638 nucleotides. RefSeq lists its product as uncharacterized. Gene Ontology annotation, molecular function: 3'-5' exonuclease activity; nucleic acid binding. The record is from RefSeq and is a predicted model, not a curated record. Gene Ontology annotation, biological process: DNA replication proofreading. Gene Ontology annotation, cellular component: cytosol. NCBI's taxonomy places the organism in Eukaryota, Metazoa, Cnidaria, Anthozoa, Scleractinia, Pocilloporidae.
AGCCAUCUUGAAAUUGCUGCGUACCAAUGAGCCUGGGACGGCUAUGUCACUCUGGAGACGAGGCUUGUAAUUAAGCCCGGGAAAAAGGAAUAUGGCGGCCAAGGAAGAAGACGUGAAAGCCCAACCGUUGGUGAUAUUUUAUGAUAGUGAAGCCGCUAAUGGAAAUGUUUACUGUGGUGAUAUCAUAGAAAUUGCAGCAAAGUGCCAUCCUGAUGUUGUGAAAGGGUCUUUUCGGUCGUUGAUAAACACCAAACAACCCCUGUGUGCCUUCGCUGCAAGAGAUUGUGGUCUGUCACAGGAUGAUUUGAGAAACAAGCCGUACUUCAGGGAGGUUUUUCAAAAAUUUCUCUUUUGGAUAGAUGGCAUGGUGAAAUCAGCCAGAAAGAAACAUGGGAAGCAGUUUUUGCCAGUGUUGUGUGCACACCAUGGCUAUCAAUUUGACUUCUUGAUUUUGCUGAACAACAUGGAGAGGUUCGGAAUACAUCACUCAGUUUUGACCCAGCUCAAUAUUCAUUUUGCAGAUAGUUUGGUUUUCUGUCAUGAGCUGAAAGACAAUGGGGAGAAGUUGCUGGCCAACACAAGACUGUCCCUUGAAGCACUGCAUAAGAAAUUCUUUCCAAAGAAAAUUUUCAAAGACAGACACAGAGCCAUGGGUGAUGUAGAUGGAAUGGUUAAGAUCUUCACACAGACACCACUUCGAAAACUACUUCACCUCAUGAAGUAUUCAUCUACCAAAGAAAGAUUGGAGUAUUACAUCUCUCAGUGUGGAAGAAAACAGCAAAGAGCCAUUUUAGAAGAGAAACUGUGCAAGCUGGAUGCGUGCAGUAAGAAUAUGUCAAUAAAGAAACUCUUAAAGGAGGGAGUUACGUACAAUUCUCUCAGAAGAAUCUUUGAAGACUGCUGCUCUUUUAUGGAUUUUUUUGAAGUCAUGAAAACCUAUGGUAUUGAAAGGAAAGUGUCGAAGGUUAUGGCAUUGCAUUUUGGUGGACUUGGGCUUCAAAACCAAGGCCUAACAGCGUACUCGUACUUCUAUGAAGAGAAACCAAACCAAGCGAGUGCAGAAAGUCGCAAUGCUGAAAGUAAACCACAGCCAAACGUGGUCAGUGUGAAAACCCCAGAAGAUGACAGGUUAUCCGAAAAAGAUGAUGGUACUGAGGACUGGGAGAGAGACUUAGUAAGAGCUGCACCUCGAAGUAACUUCACCCUUAAAUGCAAUACUCCUGCUCCUCUGAGCCUUGAUCUUGACGACUUAUAUUAUGCUCAUUCAGAGAAGAAAAUAGGAGUUGAAUCCCUAAAAGGGAAAUUGAAGUCUGAGAUAACUAAUUCUUCGCGCAAAUCUGAAGGAGAACUUUCCCUGUCUGAGAGUAAAAAUGUUGAAGUCGUUAGUAACAGUUCACGGGGAAAAAGCCCAGGAGCUCACACCAGGAAGGGUUCUUCUGACUCAGCACCUCAUGCACCGAAGCAGAGAGGUGAAAAGACUGUCAAACGGAGAAAAUCUUUCGGAAAUAAUAAAGCAGACGGCAUGCUUUUCAAGGAAGUCACCUUUUCAGAAAAAGACAACAAAAGAGAAGUUACACCGAUGCAGUCCAAACCAAUUAAUCCUCCCAGAAGUGAUAACUAUGUUAAAAAUAACAAACCGUCCCUCCGCUGUUCGUAUUCUAAUGAACAUAAACCAGAGACUGAACUAAAAGAGCAACCUUUUGAUAGAUGUCGCUCCCUUACUGAAUGUUCAGAAGCAAAGUUACAGCCUACGGAAAUUUCCGACGCAAAAAGCGAUCCAUCCACAGCAAACCUGGAGCAGAAAUUCGCUAGUGUUCUCAUAGGAGACAUUACUAUUCUUGUUCCGUUUGAGUACGAUGGGGAAGAUUGUGAUUCUAAUGUAACUGCUGCAAGUGACCCUGAAGCACAUACUCAAGAGAAGAGCAGAGAACUGAGUUCGACACAAGAAAGCCGAGUCGUUGACAGUGCACCUGUAGUCCAAUCAGUGCAAGGGCUGCUUGAAACACACGUUGGAGACCUGACUGAAGAAGAUAGUUUUGAUCCUAACGAGGUAAUAACGUCGUUACAUCAGAAUUGCGAAUUACCUCCUGAUAAUUCGAUGAUGACUGUCGCACCGAAUUUCCCCUCUGAAAAUGGUCAGUCUCUUCCAAAAUCAUCUGAAAGUGCUCAUGAAACAUGCUCUGAAAAACAACUUGAAUCGUGUAACGAAACUACCCUGAAAUCCAGUUUUGUGGUAUCUGGUGUUCGGUCUGGCAGAGACACUUGUCAUGCACUCCCAUCAUCCUUGGACUUUGACCAGUCCCCUGAAAAUGCCUUGGUACAAGAUCAAGUGACUUGCGUUGGAGAAGAGAAAGCAAAUGUUAGCAUUGAUUUACAAGGGGUAGAAACAAGUGUUGAUAAUUCCAUUCCUCUUGUUAACCUGUCAAGUAGUGGUUUUCAGGUCUUGAAGGAAGCUAAUCGAGGAAACUCAACAAGUAUCUUUGAGACGAAUGGUAACUCCAUUCAUGAAGCGUGCUCGACUAACGAAAGCCCAUGUCUGAACAGCUCAACGGUAGAAAGAAACAGUGGUCUGACUUCUUCAUGGACAGAACUGUCAUGUGCUUAUUUACCCAAUAAUGCUUUAUUGUCAUCCAGUCUGAUAGAAAACCCUUCCCUUGGAAACUGUGGUAUUAAUCAGGGUUUUACAUCCGAUCUUACAAGCACUGAGAGUGCAAUUCAAGCACGUGGUGAUUUCCCAGCUGAAUUGUCGUCAGAGGGCAGCAGUUUUAGUGAUAACCAAUCUGUUGACGAACAUACAUUCUCACGUCAACCGCCACUUGGCGAGGAGCGACUAUAUACCCCUGACACAGCUCAGCAGCAAUCUAAUCAGCUGCCUUUGGCAGGGAAUGCAAGAGAUGCGAUAGCUCAACAGCCCACAAGUCCCGGUUUGAAUUACAGCCAGGCAUCGUUUCCGUCACUACUGGCUAAUCCACAUGGAACUUUCUAUCAAGGGUACCCCGCAUUACCUCUGUUGAAACCAUGCUACCCGUCUUUCGUUUUCUCCAGUCCUAUUCGACCUGUGAUAGCACCUCACCUGAUGCAGCAACCGCAUCCUCAAGAGGUUUUCAUACCGCCACUCCAGUACAGAAAUCAAAUGAUGUUCACCAACUUAGCCCCACCAAGCUUAGGCCUUCCACCUGUGCCUCAAGCCCAACUUCAGCCACAGUUAUUUCCAUUUUUUCAAGCUGCCACGGCCUUUCCGUGCUCUUCCAGGGUAAAUCCUUACGAGCAGGCACAACAGGCAGCUGGUCCACCAGUUGAUGUCAGUGGCCAACUGGUCUUUACUCAUUCAGCAAUUGCACUCUCCCAAGGUGGUCCUGUCGCUAGUGACUAUCCAGUUCCCAAGAUGGAUUCUCGGGGCUCACACGGUAGUUUUGUGGAUUUCAGUUCAGAUACGUCUUCAAUCGAUGGUUCAUUUGAGGGAGUGGUGACUUCGUUAGAAAAUCACACAGAUGACAAUUUCAAAUCUUUCCUUGAUAAAGCAGAUAACGACUUCGGUUACACAAGUACGGUAGCAUACAGGGACAAUCAUAGAGAACCUGCAGAAGAUUUCAAAGAAAAAAACCCACUAACUGGAAACACAAGUGAUAGCCAGAUAUUUACGCUAGCACAACUUUGUCACAUGAAGGUAUCUGGAGGCAACAUCAGCGCAAGCCAGCAACACUGCGAAAGUCAAGAGGACCCUGUGCAUAAACAGGUUUUAGUUUUGUCACGUGAAGAGAGUGUGAUGGAAAUGGGAAGGCGACUGUCACCGGAUGGAAGUAGCGUGGAGGGCGUUUGUCUCGAUUCAUCAAGCAAUAAUUUCAAAGACGAAUUUUCUAAAGAAGCAAGUGCACCUCCAAGUGAUUGGGACAUUUUGUCAAAAGAAUGUUGUGGCUCCACUCCUACUGGUGUGGAAGAACAGAAGAAUGAAAAUAUUAAAGAUACUGGCCCAUUCCCCAAACCGCAGCGGAUCAAAGGAAAACGUUCUCGGGGAGACAUAGGUACCCGAGGGUCGUCUGUUCUAACCUCAUCGCAUAAUGAUCUUCACCCAGGAAGUGAGCAAGUGACAGUAACGUGUCUAAUCAUGAAUGAACAAUCUUCCACCUGUGAGAGUAAUAACAACUCUCCUAAACUGGAAGAUAGCGGUUUAAGCUGUGUCAACGAUUGCAGUCUGCGUUUAAAAACAAGAAAAAAUCAUAGAAGAGUGCGAUUUUCGAAGCAGGACUCUGCUCGAUGUAGAGAAAGUUCUUCGUCGCUACAGCAGCCCUUCAAACAAAGUAUGGGUGGACCAGCUAGUGACGUCUGGAAAAGAGGUCUUUCUAACAAGUUGCAGAGACCAUUUAAGGAGAAGUCAUCAAGGAAGGCAAUCUUAGAGGAUAAAGUAGCUCAAGCUGGUACAAAAACUGACAAGAACAAUAACUCCUGACUGGAAAAGGUCUCGCUGCGGUUGAGAUUGUAGCAGAUAAGACGGAUCGUCAUCAUAGCCUUCUCGUAGUUCAAAAGCACUAGUAUGGCGGAAUGUUUUUGUCAAGUAACGAUUAAGUGUCAUUCACUAAGCUUCGCUAAAAGGGUUAGAUUAAAUUUCUGUAGUGAAUUGUUUAAUAGUUAAGUUGAAAA